UGGGAAGCCGGGAGCCGAAACUGGACGGGUGGGGUGGGGCCUGGCUGGGGUGCAGUGAGCUGAUUCUGCCCCGGACAGAUGCGCGGAGCCGGCUAGGGUACUGGCUGAACGGGCAGGGCCAGAUUCUAGGGAGAAGGAGGGGAGGAAAUGCAGGGUUCGGAGUCGAGAUCCGAGAGCCUCUCCAGACCCCGCCACCCAGAUACAAGGCCUCUCGCGACGCGGGGGUGAACCUCGCCCUCUUCCUCUGGAAGCUGCUGGCCGUGCAUCUGGGCUUCAUUAUCGCCUUCGAGGGUUCCCUCCUCCUUCACCUCCCCCUCCCUGCCCCACACAAUACCCAGGAGCUUGCCUUGCUGGGUUCUGGGGCCACGCUGACAUGCUGACAUCGCCCCCUGGGGACUCGGCUGCAACCUCAGAGCCCCCAGGGUGUCCCGGAGCCCUGGACCGUGCUGGCAGCUGGACGGAGCUCCCUGGCUGAGGUAAGGCCCCACCUGGGUUCCAGCAGUCCCAUUCUCUUCCCGCCAGUUUUCCCCGCUGAGUGAGCCCUUUGUGCUGCCCGCCUGGUCUCUGAUCCUGGCCCUGACCCACUAUGGCCUUCUGGGGCUCUGUGAACCACUUGGCCUGGAUCCCCUUUCCAGCCAUGACUUCCCACCUGGCUUUAUUCCUUAAAGGGCAGAGAGGCCCUGGCAGGGUACCUGCUCUCCUAGGCAGCAAGGCAAGGGGCACCUGGGAGGGGGCAGGGAAAAGCUAGGUACAGGAGGCCAGAAACGCUUUUUCUGAUCAUGGUGGUGUCCAGGGAAUCUCUGGCAGCCUUGCUAAGUGGGCCCAUCGUCUCCUGUAAUUAGCAGCGCUCACCAAGGGUACUUUCCUCGACCCCUGCCCAUCCUUCUUGGCCCAGAGACAUUUAUGAUGUGACAUGUUUCUUAGAGAGGGCAUUGGGUGGUGGUGCGGUCCCUUAGGAGCCACUUUACAGAUGGGAAUACUGAGGCCAAGGGAUGGGCUAUGAAUUGCCUAAGGCUACACAGCUGGUCAGUGUCAACACUGGGCCUCGAAGCUUGGGCGGGGGUUAUUCUCUUUGGGCUCCAGAGUGGCCUUUGCCUAGUAGACAGUAGAGUCUCUAUCCUGUGAUCGUGCCUUGGGAAGGUAAUGUCCCUGCUGUCUGGGGCCAGUUCUCUUUCUGAGGUCUUUGUUUUUUCUAACAGAGAUGAGCUACACACAAUAUGAACACAGCUUGUCCCUCUUAGCUCCCCAGCAUUGAGGUUGGGUGGGCCAAACCCCUGGAGGGCCACAGGGCUGGCAUCCCAGCUAGAUGGGUCAUUCUUAUUACCCCUUGGCUUGAGCAUAGGUGGAGGCUGACACACUCCUGACUUCCCCGCUAGGGACCUGUCUCCAGCUUCAUCUCCCCAGGAAGCCUUCUAUGUCCCCUCUCCCCACAUUCACCUAGCCUUCUCCUCUGCGGCCUUAACUGGGGAUGCUCCUGCUGCAAAGCCUCCAUGUUUUGCCUACUUAUCCCUGUGAACCAUGGGAGAGAGGGUCCCUCCCUGCCCGCCAGGGGCUUCCAGAACCCAAGUGCUAGAAUCUCCCAGCAUACAAGGGGGCAGGGGGCAUGUGUACAUGCCUGCACAUGUGUGCCCCCAGAAGCAAGCGGGACUUCUGUGUCGAGGACUCCUGACUCCUGCAGAGAAAGAGACCUGUCUGUGGGCAGGGGCCUCCUUCCACACACUCCUGCAAUAUAAUGUGUGUCUCAGCCUCGCUCCUUCAUCUUCCCCAUCGGUGUGAAGGCCUGAGCUGCCUUCUGUCUAGAGAAAGACUGAUGAUAAUAAAAUACUAUCCUAUCUGCCAGAUGAGGAGACUGAGGCUUAGGGAGACUUGCUCAGAUGGGCACUCCUCAGGCUACAGGGACAGAGGCUGAUGGUACAAGCCAGAGUGGCCACCGUAGAGAGGGCCCCUUUGGAGCAGCCAGUCCCCUUCUUCCCAUCCUCCCAGGCAGCGGGGUGAAGGGAGCAGAGGGAAGCAGUUGAGAAGCUGUGCAGAGAGACUGGGGCCUGCCAUAGACCCAGCCAUCUCUCACUGGGUCCUCUUCUGCCUCCCUGUCUCCAAUAGUGACUGACACUGUCACUGUUCAGGCCAAGGCUUUCCCUCUAAGUGCACUAGGUAUUUCAGCCAUGGAGCAGUUACCUAUUACCUCCUCCAGGAAGUCUUCCUGGAAUACCCAGGUUGAGUUGAGCCCAGCACCCUCCUCUGAUGGUUCCUCUGGCUUGGCUCUUGCCAACCUGGAUUGUAACUGUUUUCAUUUUUGGCUCUCCCACUAGACUGGCAGCCCACGGGCAUGAAAUGUUUGUCCAUCUGUCUCCCUGGAUUUUCUGGGCUUCAUCUACGUCUCUGAGGAUCUGGAUGGCCUGAAAUUGUCAGUGUCUCUGUCUCCAUCUCUGGGUCCCUGGAUGUCUCAGCAUCUGUGGUUUUUCUGUUUUUGAAUGUCUUGGGGUCUUGGUUUCUGAGUUACUGGCUAAGUGGUCUCUGUUUCUCUAGGUCUCUCUCAGUCUUCAUUUCCUGGCUCUCCUGGUCCUGCUAGGCUGGGCACUGCCCCUUUGGCCUGACGGGGCCUCUGGGGGGUCCUGGCUGCCCAGCCUGCCCACAGCGAGGCCAGGCUAGGGUAUGCCCCCGCCCAGCCCGCUGCCUGCUCCCUCCCUCCCUCCGUGCUUGCCUCACCACAGGGUUUGAUGAAUCAAACUCUUUGUCUGGGUGGGAUCUCCCCCAGCCAGCUGGGCAGAGAGAGGGCUUCCCCCGCCGGAACAGCCAAACAGCAUCAGCAGUGGGCCUGGGCCCAGAGAGGUGAGGGGCUGCCGGAGGGAGGCUGGCAGAGGGCCACGGGGCAAGAGCUGCAGGGGCUUGGGCCUCUCAGAUCAUCAGGCCUGCCCCGAUCGGAGGGCUGGCUCCCUGGGGAUAACUUCCUGCCCAGAAAGGACCCAUCCAGCCUGGCCCACCCUGGGGCUGGAAGCUGGAGUGGGGAACAGCCCCUCUUUCGCUCCAAGCCGGGGGUGCUGGGGCACCUCCCUGAACUUCGGGAGGGCCCCUGCCUGAUCUGGGUAGUGGCCUGCCUGCCAGUCCAUGACCCUCCCAAUCAACUUGGCAUGGGUGUGGGCACCACUCAGCGCUGAAGGCCGCAACUCUGGGCAAGGGUCGGGGGAUGGGGGGAGAAACAUCAAAGCAAGGCCCCGUGGGCUGCUGUGUGUCUGCAUCCUGGGGUGUGCAUGCGAAGGGAACAGGACGGUGAGAAAUCUUGGGUGCCUAUGUAAAUAUCGGACGGGUCAGCGUGUUUGUGAGGAGUUGUCUGUGAAUGUAUGUGGUUGUGUAAAAAUGUGUGUGUCUGUGACUGUGUGAGCCUGAGUUUGAAAUGUCUGUAUCUGUGAAAGUGUACACGUCAUUCUAUACUUGGGAGAAAAUGUAGUGUGGAUGUAUAUGUUGGGACGUGGAUUUGUGUGACAAUGUAUGUAUUUGCAUGUCUGGUGACAUGUCAGUGUGUUUUAGAGAAGUACAAGGUGGUUAAAAUCAUUGAUUUCAAAGCUAGAAUGGCCAGGUUAGAAUCCUGGCUCCACCAUUUACCAAAUAACCUCUCUGUGCCUCACUUUCCUCACCUACAAAAUGCGGAUAAUAAGAGCAUCAACUCACAGGGUUGUUGUGGGGAUUAAAUGAGAUAAUAUGUGUAAAGUACCAUUCAGGCAAUGCCAAGCAAGUAUCAGCUAUUUCUAUAUAAUCAGACAUGUGAGUGUGUUUGUGGAGAUGUGUGCACACAAGUGUACACAGGGGUUUGUCCAGGCCUCCAGGGGUGGUGGCUUACUGGCCAGCCCCACUGUCCUCUGUCUAGGUCUGAUAUCUUCUCUUCUGCAGGGCCAGGUGGGUGGCAGAGCAAAAGAGGAAUGGACUGUGGGCCACCUGCUACCCUCCAGCCCCACCUGACUGGGCCACCUGGCACUGCCCGCAGCCCUGUAGCAGUGUGCCAGCAGGAGAGUCUGUCCUUUGCAGAGCUGCCCGCCCUGAAGCCCCCGAGCCCAGUGUGUCUGGACCUUUUCCCUGUUGCCCCGGAGGAGCUUCGGGCUCCUGGCAGCCGCUGGUCCCUGGGGAUCCCUGCCCCUCUCCAAGGGUUGCUAUGGCCAUCAUCCCCAGGAGGCUCAGAUACAGAGAUCACCAGCGGGGGGAUGCGGCCCAGCAGGGCUGGCAGCUGGCCACACUGUCCUGGUGCCCAGCCCCCAGCUCUGGAGGGACCCUGGAGUCCCCAACACACACAGCCACAGCGCCGGGCCAGCCACGGCUCGGAGAAGAAGUCUGCCUGGCGCAAGAUGCGGGUGUACCAGCGUGAAGAGGUCCCCGGCUGCCCCGAGGCCCACGCUGUCUUCCUAGAGCCUGGCCAGGUAGUGCAAGAGCAGGCCCUGAGCACAGAGGAGCCCAGGGUGGAGCUGCCUGGGUCCACUCGAGUGAGCCUCGAGGGUCCUGAGCGGAGGCGCUUCUCAGCCUCAGAGCUGAUGACCCGGCUGCACUCUUCUCUGCGCCUGGGGCGGAAUUCAGCAGCCCGGGCACCCAUCUCUGGGUCAGGCACCGGAGUAGCCCGGGAAGGGAAAGCAUCUGGGAUAGAGGCUCGAAGUGUGGAGACGAGCGGGGACCUGGUGUCGCGGCCAGCCCCUGGUGACUCACGAGAGGGAUAUGGCGAUUGGUCCGAGCCCAGGCUAGACACACAGGAAGAGCCGCCUUUGGGGUCCAGGAGCACCAACGAGCGGCGCCAGUCUCGAUUCCUCCUUAACUCCGUCCUCUAUCAGGAAUACAGCGACGUGGCCAGCGCCCGCGAACUGCGGCGGCAGCAGCGCGAGGAGGAGGGCCCGGGGGAAGAGGCCGAGGGCGCAGAGGAGGGGCCGGGGCCGCCGCGCGCCAACCUCUCCCCCAGCAGCUCCUUCCGGGCGCAGCGCUCGGCGCGAGGCUCCACCUUCUCGCUGUGGCAGGAUAUCCCCGACGUACGCGGCAGCGGCGUCCUGGCCACGCUGAGCCUGCGGGACUGCAAGCUGCAGGAGGCCAAGUUUGAGCUGAUCACGUCCGAGGCCUCCUACAUCCACAGCCUGUCGGUGGCUGUGGGCCACUUCUUAGGCUCUGCCGAGCUGAGCGAGUGUCUGGGGGCGCAGGACAAGCAGUGGCUGUUUUCCAAACUGCCCGAGGUCAAGAGCACCAGCGAGAGGUUCCUGCAGGACCUGGAGCAGCGGCUGGAGGCAGAUGUGCUGCGCUUCAGCGUGUGCGACGUGGUGUUGGACCACUGCCCGGCCUUCCGCCGAGUCUACCUGCCCUAUGUCACCAACCAGGCCUACCAGGAGCGCACCUACCAGCGCCUGCUCCUGGAGAACCCCAGGUUCCCUGGCAUCCUGGCUCGCCUGGAGGAGUCUCCCGUGUGCCAGCGUCUGCCCCUUACCUCCUUCCUCAUCCUGCCCUUCCAGAGGAUCACCCGCCUCAAGAUGUUGGUGGAGAACAUCCUGAAGCGGACAGCACAGGGCUCUGACGACGAAGACGUGGCCACCAAGGCCUUCAAUGUGCUCAAGGAGCUGGUGCAGGAGUGCAAUGCUAGCGUACAGUCCAUGAAGAGGACAGAGGAACUCAUCCACCUGAGCAAGAAGAUCCACUUUGAGGGCAAGAUUUUCCCGCUGAUCUCUCAGGCCCGCUGGCUGGUUCGGCAUGGGGAGUUGGUAGAGCUGGCACCACUGCCUGCAGCACCCCCUGCCAAGCUGAAGCUGUCCAGCAAGGCAGUCUACCUCCACCUCUUCAAUGACUGCUUGCUGCUGUCUCGGCGGAAGGAGCUAGGGAAGUUUGCUGUUUUCGUCUAUGCCAAGAUGGCUGAGCUGCAGGUGCGGGACCUGAGCCUGAAGCUGCAGGGCAUCCCUGGCCACGUCUUCCUCCUCCAGCUCCUCCAUGGGCAGCACAUGAAGCACCAGUUCCUGCUGAGGGCCCGGACAGAAAGUGAGAAGCAGCGAUGGAUCUCAGCCUUGUGCCCCUCCAGCCCCCAGGAGGACAAGGAGGUCAUCAGUGAGGGGGAAGAUUGCCCCCAGGUUCAAUGUGUUAGGACAUACAAGGCAUUGCACCCAGAUGAGCUGACCUUGGAGAAGACUGACAUCCUGGCAGUGAGGACCUGGACCAGUGACGGCUGGCUGGAAGGGGUCCGCCUGGCAGAUGGUGAGAAGGGGUGGGUGCCCCAGGCCUAUGUGGAGGAGAUCAGCAGCCUCAGCGCCCGCCUCCGAAACCUCCGGGAGAAUAAGCGAGUCACGAGUGCCACCAGCAAACUGGGGGAGGCCCCUGUGUGAUGGGCAGCCAUGGCCUGGGACCCCACCUCCAUGCCUGGCUCCUGGAGGGGCCUGCAGUGUCUCCAUGCCCCAAGCUGCUCCUGCUGGCACUUCGCUUCUGUGGCCUUGGCAUUGAGGGCACAGGCUAGACACAGGAAUGGGGGCACCUCCAGAGGGUCUCUCCGUCCUCAUGCUCCUCAGUGUCCACACUUCAAGGCCAAGGGUAGUUUCUUCCUCCGACAUGGGGACCAUAACAGGUGAUCACUGAUACCUGGCAAAGACUGGGGCCCUCUCCUUUCUAUGUCCUCAAUCCUGCCUGACUCUUGGUCCUUCUGGCAGGGACCUGGCUGGGGAACGUUCUGGUGCUGAUGGUGCUGGGACCUGUAUGUAUAUUUAUAUAUAUCUGGGGUCUUGUCUACCACCUCCCCUGGUCAGAGCCCGAGUGGGUGCUGGUUGCUCUGUCUUGUCUGUAAAUAAACUCCUAUCAUGCCUUUGCUUGGA
Messenger RNA from Symphalangus syndactylus (siamang), 6809 nucleotides. It is a transcript of the gene ARHGEF19, whose product is annotated as Rho guanine nucleotide exchange factor 19. The record is from RefSeq and is a predicted model, not a curated record. Gene Ontology annotation, molecular function: guanyl-nucleotide exchange factor activity; protein binding. NCBI's taxonomy places the organism in Eukaryota, Metazoa, Chordata, Mammalia, Primates, Hylobatidae. Gene Ontology annotation, biological process: activation of GTPase activity; regulation of actin cytoskeleton organization.